Drosophila hydei is the source of this 993-nucleotide messenger RNA. Its product is annotated as probable chitinase 10. Gene Ontology annotation, molecular function: chitin binding. The record is from RefSeq and is a predicted model, not a curated record. Gene Ontology annotation, cellular component: extracellular region. The transcript is spliced from 2 exons. Lineage: Eukaryota; Metazoa; Arthropoda; Insecta; Diptera; Drosophilidae. The coding region runs from base 1 to 993 and encodes 330 amino acids.
AUGGAAAUUCGUAUCUAUUUUGCAUUGCUUGUGGGCAUCUGUCUCGGGGUGUCCCAAGCCGAGGAGCAGUCGAUUCAUAAGGAAAUCGCAGACCUGAGCCAUAUUUGUGACGGACGUGCGGACGGUCAUUUGGUGCCCCAUCCGCUGGAUUGCAAUGCGUACUUUGCCUGCAACACGGUUACUACGCUCUUCUACUGCGAUCAGGGCCUUCACUUCGAUGCGAUUGAAUCGGUGUGCGAUGUGCCCGAAAAGGUGAACUGCACUCAGGUGGAUGGCAUUGCCACAGUCACUACCUCCACGCCCGGUGGACUUUCGAAUGUCGAUUACAAUUGGUGGCUGGGCAGGCCACAGCCGGUCUUUGUGGCCGUCGAUGUGCAAACUGGCCUGGCCGUGAGUCCCAUGGAGCGUUACGACCCGGACCAUAUUGAAUGCCGACACUUUGGCGCCUACUUUCUGCCCCAUCCCACCAAUUGCCAGCUGUACUUCAUUUGCGCCUACGGCCAUCUGCAUCGGCAUCAGUGUGGUCGUGGCACGCACUGGAACUACAGGAGCUCCGAGUGCCAGCUGAGCAGCAGCGCUGAGUGCUAUAGCAAGAGCCGUGAUCCAACUCAGGCUUCGCCUAAAGAGCCAAUCUCUAAGCCUGGCCAAGUCACCGUCUGCUAUAUUGUUAACACCAGCAACAGUAGUAGCAACAGCAGCAGCAGUAGCAGCAGCAGUAGCAGCAGCAGCACUUUGCCCAGCUUGCCCAGUUUGCCCAGUGAACGGGAACCAACCACAAACGGCAUGACACCAACACCACCGAGUGUGGCACACAGUGCCUUGAAGUGCCCUUCGGAGCGUCAGAGCUAUCUGCCACAUCCCGAUGACUGUGGCAAGUACUACAUUUGCAUUGCGGGCAUGCCUGUGCUCACCUCGUGCCCCAAGGGUCUCUACUGGGAUCAGAGGGCUGGCUAUUGUGACCAGGCCAAGAAUGUCAAGUGCUUUCAAAACUAG